This is a messenger RNA of Caenorhabditis angaria, 2238 nucleotides long. The record is from the annotation of a GenBank genome assembly. Lineage: Eukaryota; Metazoa; Nematoda; Chromadorea; Rhabditida; Rhabditidae.
AUGACAUUGUUAUGGUUUUUAUUGAUUUUUGUUGUAAGAAAUGUAUCGGCAGGAUUUUUGAAUACUAGAAUUGUGAGUUUUUGGUGGGGAGGGAGAAGGGCGGGAUAGGGUUCUAGGAAAAUGUAAAAAAACAUGAAAUGCUAACUUUUAAUUUUGAAAAAGAGUAAGGAGAGUCAUACGAAAAAUACUUUUGAAAGACCCUAUUUUUUUAUUAAAAUGUUCUGAAAUAUCAAAAACCUCCAACAUCCUCCGAAAAAAAGCCAAAAGGAAAAAAUAAUCAUCAAUAAAAAUUGUCCAAUUUCCGGCACAGAAAACCAACAAACAAUAAACAAAAAGUAUUUCAAAAAGUUCAAUGUAAACUUCUUAUACAAAAAUUAUGAUCACAGGUCAUCAAUUCGGAAUAAUUUUUGUUCGAAAUUUUGACAAAAAAGUAUCAAAAAAUGUCAAGAAUUUUUAUAGGACGAUGAAACGGAAACCGAAAUCAGUGAUUGGGGUGAUGUAAAAACUGAUGGAAUUGUGAGGCACAUUGAAUUUUUGAUAGGAAUUGACUCGUCUUUGGUAUGUGUAAUCCUACUGUCUUAUCAAUUUUUAAUCUUCUGUUCUCUGAACUUUCAAAUUUCAAUUUUCAAAUUUUGCAGGUAGGCUAUUAUAAAAAUGACGAAGAUCGAGUUAAAUCAGCAACAAUUACUCUUCUUCACACAAUUAACCAAUAUUUUUAUCAAUUGAAUAUUCGACUAGUUUUGAUAGAUUUUGUGCCUGUUAAAGGAACAAAUAUGGGUCUAGAUGAUUUUAUAAUUUGGAGAAAGGAGCAGAGAAAUUUGGCAAAACAUGAUAUUGCAGUUUUGUUGCGCCAUAAUUAUGAAGGUGGAAUUUCAUACACGAAUGGAAUGUGUUCAGAGAAUUCGUUGAUUAUUUCAGGGGUAAGUUGGGGUCAAUUUUCAAACAUUGUGAGAAAAAAUGGACUUUUAUAAUUGAGGAAAUCUUAUGCUUUUUGAAAGGCUUUGGAAAUUUGAAACUAACAUGUUUCAAACAAAAAAAGGUUGAUUGUGAGCUUCAGAUUUUCUAAAAAUCUUACAGCUUAUAAAAUAUUCAUAAAUUGUGAUCAAAAUAUUACAGAAACACGAAUAACAAGGAUUUUUUUUCGAAAAAAAAAAAUUACCAGAAGACAUAGAACCAAUGUUUUUUUCAAAGAUAUAAACUAUAUCAUUAUUUUCAGUUUUACCCUGAGGCCACAAUGAACAAUGCGCUAGUUCUAAUGCAUCAAAUUGCUCAUGUCAUAGGUCUAACACACAAAAUAACAACAAACUGCGAAUGCAAUGAGGAAAUCGAGCCAAAAAAAUGUCUCAAAUUGAGGUGAGUAACGAUGCUCCGCUAUGCUCUUCGUUUAGCCGGCUCACAGGGACGGAAAAAAUAGUGUGUGUUUUGCAGAGGGUUCCCUGCUUGCAGUGUGCAAGAGAUGACAAAGAAACUGGCAACUCAAACAUGUUUGAAAAGAGGAAAUUCGACAAAUGAGAUGGUUAGAAAUUUGGGAAGUUUGCCCAUUUGUGGAAAUGGUAUUUUGGAGAAAAACGAGGAUUGUGAUUGUGGACCUGCAAGGUACAUUUUAAAAAGAAAAUGGGAACGAGAAAAAUAGAGAUUUUUCAGGUUUUGUGAUAAUAUUUUAUGUGAUGCUGUUCGUUGUAAAUUUGUUGUUCAGAAAUCAUUUUUACAAAAUGGUUUACCAAUGUUUUUGGCACUUUUCACGUUCAUGAUAUUAUUGUUAAUAUGGUAAGUUAUUUUGAAAUAAUGUGAAUUUUUUUGGCCAAAAGUUUUCUAAACUUCCAGUGUCCAGUUUUUCAUACCAAAUGCUUUUGUAUACUUCUCUCCCAAUGUUUAAUUCGAAAACAAACUGACCCAAACAUUCUUUCAAUAUUUAAAAAUAUAUUCUUUUAAAAUUCGAAUUUUUCCAGGAAACUAGUAUGUCUCCGAACAUAUAAAAAUGUUCGUCAAAAAAUUGCACCAAAACGAAGUCUCGAUUCUGAAAAUCUUCGAGAUAUUGAACAGUCACCUGCUCCAAUUUUAGCUCCAUUGCCAACUCCAAUCCCUCAAGUUUCUGUUGUCAAAAUGCGUGAGCCUCGAAUAAUUGACUCUCCAGUUCCAAUUCAAAAUCGUCGAAGUCGAUUCAGCGAUCAAAUCUAUCAAACAAUGAGGCCGAUUUCAAGAUUCUGGGAAAAAUUCAAACAGCCAAAUAAUUUAUAG